AUGUACGGCAGCGGCGGCAGCAGCGACGAGCGCGCGAACCAGGUCGCGCGCUUCUUCACCUCCAUCGCCGACGUCGUAUACCCCGGCAACCGCCAGAGCGACAUCAACUCGGUCAAGCACAACCUCGAAGUCGAGGCCGAGCGUCUCCGCCAGCAGCGUCUUUCUGGUGGAAAGCCGUCCUCGCAGCCUGGCUCGCACGGCGGCUCGCCCCGUCCCAGCACCUCGGGACCACCUCCGAUUCCCCCUCGCCCCGGCUCGGCGGCAGGCUCGCAGGGCUCGCACUCCGGUUCCCCUAGCAAGCACGCUGCACCCCUGUCUCCCGGCUCCGCCACGUCGCCUUGGCCUCCUAGCACGGCGGCGGAAGCCACCACGUCGACGAUGGUCGAUACCUCGGCCGUGGCAUUCCCUAUCCCCCGCGCCACCGGAACCCCGCCUCCACCUGACGCCAGCACCUUGACUGCUCAGACUGUCCAGCCACCCGCGCCACCGGCCAGCGUCCCUCCUCCCGCCGCGGUGCUGAUCGCGUCGGCCCAGCCGACCUCCGUCUCCGAGUCAGGUACGCCUCACCCGGACGCCGGACCUGCGCCUCACUCGCCCGUUCUGGGCCCCGCUAGCGCUGCCGGCUCACCCUCGCCCCUUCCCAGCCCUAUAGGUCGCGAGCCCGAGAGCCGCCCUCUCCCGCCCCCUAUGAGCCUCGGGGCCGCUAUCGACCAGGCCGAGGCACAGGAGGAGGAAGGACCUCCCCCUUACAUUGAGGACGACGAGAACGCGAGCGUCGCCCCUGAGAAGGUCGAGCUGCUCUCCUCGACUGGGAGCACUCACUCCGCCACACUCGUCGCACCCACCGCCGUGGCGGCCGCCACGUCCACGCCUACCCCUGCUCCAACGGCGGUGACUACGGCGUCAGCUCCCACGCCUGUCCCGGGCGCGGCUCCUGUCGCGCUUACCACGACGACUGCGGCCGCGACGUCCAGCGCGGCUCCUGCCUCGGCUACCCGUGAGCUUCCGGCGGCCUCGACGAUCACACCCGCCGCUCCAGCCGCCGCCUCGGCUGUCCCUGCAGGCUCAGCCCCUGUUGCUCCCACCACUGCGGUCGGGAACCAGGCGCCCCACCUUGACGUGGACUUGACGGCUGGAGACUUCGAGUUCGACCUCAACAAGCUCGACGAGGCGCUUGCCAGCAUGUAG
Messenger RNA from Cutaneotrichosporon cavernicola, 1188 nucleotides. RefSeq lists its product as uncharacterized. The transcript is spliced from 2 exons. Lineage: Eukaryota; Fungi; Basidiomycota; Tremellomycetes; Trichosporonales; Trichosporonaceae. The coding region runs from base 1 to 1188 and encodes 395 amino acids. The record is from RefSeq and is a predicted model, not a curated record.